GUGGGGCUCAGUCACUGAUGUUGAAUAUAACUUGAGCUUUGGAGGUGUGAAUGCUCAAAGCAUGAGUUGUGUCAUUCAUCUAUAUCAAGAUCUUUUAGGCAUGGCAGAUUUGUGAUAAAAGCUUUUCAUAAAACCAGUUGUUAGUGUGCUGGUGUUUGAUAUCGACCAGGGGAGAUCCAGGCCUGUCCUGCUGACUGUGGCCAAAGAGCUUCGAGUUGGAGAAAGUGCAUGUAUUGCAGCCAUGAGUCUCUGCAUGUUCCCAGCAGCCAGGGACAGUGCAUGUAGAGGGAAUGUUGGCACAUUUAAAGGUUAUCAGGGCCCAUUCUGAAAAACACCAGCUGAACCACGUGCACUUGGUACUGCCAGUGGGAAGGUUUGCCUAGGGUGUCGUCCCUCAGCUAUACAUAGCAAACUCAAAGCUUCUUACAGAGAAACCUCUUACCAGUCACUUUCCACAAAUGGUGCCUAUACCUAAAGGUACUUAGUGAAAAUCCUUGAGAGGUAUUUAAUGCAAAAGCAGUUCGUUUCCCUGGUGUUUUUCAGAAGCCCUCACACACCACUAGCAGGGAGAAGUGCAGUGCAGCUACAGCACAGCUCCUGGGCCAGUUACUCAUUUUGUCUGAACCAGGCUCUGCCACCCCAAGGGCUUGCCAAGAUGUGUGACAUGGGGGGGCUCGACAACCUGAUUGCCAACACUGCCUACCUCCAGGCAAGGAAGAGUGGAGAAGGAGACACCAAGGAGAUGCAAAAGAGGCGUAGGAGCCUCUCGCUGCCCAAGAUUGAGGACUGCAAAGAGCAGAGAGAGUCUGUUGCUGGUGAUUAUGACAGUAUCUGUGAGCAGCAGCCCAUUGGCAAGAAAUUCUUCAGAGAUUUCUUAGAGACAGUGCCAGAAUAUUUGUUAGCUAGAGACUUCCUGGAUGAGGUGUCAAGCUGGGAGUUGGCAGAGGACAAUAUCAAGAGCAGUUGCAUGGAGAUUAUGGUCACCAAUUAUCUUAAGGAAGGCGGCAGAAACUAUCUGUCUUUCAUGAGCUCUGACUUGGUCAGCAAAUGCAAAGCAGCUACUGUAAAAGACUAUGAGAACAUCGUGCAGCUGGCCAAGGAGGAAACCAAAGUCUUCUUUAAAGACAAGCCUUUCCAGGACUUCCAGAACAGCCCCUUCUAUGACAAAUUCAUCCAAUGGAAAGUGUUUGAGAAGCAACCAGUAACUGAAAAAUACUUCUCUGAGUUCCGAGUGCUGGGCAAAGGUGGCUUUGGAGAGGUUUGUGCCAUCCAGGUCAAAAAUACUGGCAAGAUGUAUGCCUGCAAGAAACUGGAUAAGAAAAGGUUGAAAAAGAAAAGUGGAGAGAAGAUGGCCCUGCUGGAGAAAGAGAUCCUGGAGAAGGUCAACAGCCCUUUCAUAGUCACACUAGCUUAUGCCUAUGAGACCAAAACCCAUCUGUGUCUUGUUAUGAGCCUCAUGAAUGGAGGGGAUCUGAAGUAUCACAUCUACAAUGUGGGAGAAAGGGGUUUGGAAAUGAAAAGGAUCAUCUUUUACUCAGCUCAGAUAACCUGUGGGAUUCUGCAUCUCCAUUCCAUCAAAAUUGUGUACCGGGAUAUGAAACCAGAGAAUGUCCUCCUGGAUGAUAAUGGGAAUUGCAGACUGUCUGAUCUUGGAUUGGCAGUGCAAGUCAAAGAGGGAAAGAGCAUCACCCAGAGGGCUGGCACAAAUGGCUACAUGGCUCCCGAGAUCCUGAAGGAAGAGGACUACAGCUAUCCUGUGGACUGGUUUGCUAUGGGCUGCACUAUUUAUGAGAUGGUUGCUGGGAGAACACCAUUCAAGGAUUUCAAAGAAAAGGUCAAUAAGGAUGAGGUUAGAAGAAGAACUCUGGAAGAUGAGGUGAAAUUUGAACAUGCUGGCUUUACAGAAGAAGCAAAAGAUAUUUGCAAGCUGUUUUUGGCUAAGAAAAAAGAGGAACGUUUGGGAAGCAGGAAUGAAGACGAUGACCCAAGAAAACACAGCUUCUUCAAAACGAUAAAUUUCCACAGGUUAGAGGCAAACCUUGUUGACCCUCCAUUUGUGCCAGAUCCAUCAGUUGUCUAUGCCAAAGAUGUUGCAGACAUUGCUGACUUCUCUGAAAUACGAGGAAUUGAGUUUGAUGACAAAGACAAGAAGUUCUUCAAAAAGUUUGCGACAGGUGCUGUCCCUAUACCCUGGCAGGAGGAAAUCAUCGAGACGGGACUGUUUGACGAACUGAACGACCCCAACAGAGUGGUUUCUGGAGGUUAUGCAAACGGAGGGGAAGCUAAGUCAGGAGUUUGUUUGUUGUUGUAAUUAUAUCGUUACGUAAUUAUAUCGUUUCUACCAAAAAGAGUAGAAACCGCCUCAGAACUUUCCAUAUUCUGACUCUGUUUCAGAAACUCAGUACACCUGUUUGAGAAGAGCCAGCCAGUGUAAUGUGACAUUGACAGGCUGUGUAGGACCACCAGCUGAAUAGACUGUAUUAUUUUCCUUUGCUCUAAGAAAGGAGAUAUUUUUGUGUUAUUGGAUAUGAAUCAAAUGAAGACCCAUAUUUCUCCAAGAAGCUUAGAAUAGAAAUUCUGAAAUACAGAAAGCAUUGUUAGAGUGAAGAGGCAAAGCUUUUGAAAAUGACUGUUUCUGCUUUCAAUACAAUGAAUCAUUGGUUUUCUUUCUUUUUUUCUUGUUAUUUCUACUAACAUUUCCUCUUUAUUCCACAGUUUUCAGGAAGGAUUUUUAAAUUUUCAGGUAAUCUCGUACAAUGGAGCUCAUAUACCCUGUCCAACUUGGAAUCUUACUGGCUAGCCAGUCUGUCUGUUAAAUUCUGUAGGGUUUUGGGUGGUUUAUUGUAAUAUGUUCAAAUUGUCAUAAGAUAUAAAGAAAGCUCUACAUAUCACUUGGAAAUAAGAACAACAGGAUCAAACUUUUUUCAAAAGUGAUUUUAAUGGAGUGAAGAUAAGAUUGCACCAAUGCAAUGGAAUAAAGCAUUUAUUUAUUAUUAUUAUUAAGUGUAUUCUUAUAAGUGAUAAUACUAUAUACAAAGAAAACAUAUUUACAAGUAAAUACACAU
Messenger RNA from Zonotrichia leucophrys gambelii, 3065 nucleotides. It is a transcript of the gene GRK7, whose product is annotated as G protein-coupled receptor kinase 7. The coding region runs from base 509 to 2311 and encodes 600 amino acids. Gene Ontology annotation, biological process: protein phosphorylation; signal transduction; regulation of signal transduction. Lineage: Eukaryota; Metazoa; Chordata; Aves; Passeriformes; Passerellidae. The record is from RefSeq and is a predicted model, not a curated record. Gene Ontology annotation, cellular component: cytoplasm. Gene Ontology annotation, molecular function: ATP binding; rhodopsin kinase activity. The transcript is spliced from 4 exons.